Alternaria incomplexa is the source of this 1872-nucleotide messenger RNA. RefSeq lists its product as uncharacterized. NCBI's taxonomy places the organism in Eukaryota, Fungi, Ascomycota, Dothideomycetes, Pleosporales, Pleosporaceae. Gene Ontology annotation, cellular component: SUMO activating enzyme complex; cytoplasm. The transcript has 5 exons. Gene Ontology annotation, biological process: protein sumoylation. The record is from RefSeq and is a predicted model, not a curated record. The coding region runs from base 1 to 1872 and encodes 623 amino acids. Gene Ontology annotation, molecular function: SUMO activating enzyme activity.
AUGGCACGCGACAAGUUUGCUCGACAGAGCCUCGGUGGCACGCUCCAUCAGCGCAUCAAAGAGUCACGCGUCUUGAUGGUAGGAGCUGGCGGCAUUGGCUGCGAACUCCUCAAGAACCUCGUCCUCACCGGCUUCGGCGAGAUACACAUCGUCGAUCUCGAUACCAUCGAUCUCAGCAACCUCAACCGCCAGUUCCUGUUCCGCAAUGAGCAUAUCAAGAAGUCCAAAGCACUGGUUGCGAAAGAGUCGGCCGGCAAGUUCAAUCCCGACGUCAGCAUCGUUGCGUACCACGACAACAUCAAGGAUGGCCAGUUCAACGUCGCGUGGUUCCAGAGCUUCGGCCUCGUCUUCAAUGCGCUGGACAAUCUCGAUGCGCGGCGACAUGUCAACAGGAUGUGCCUUGCCGCCAAUGUGCCGUUGAUCGAGAGUGGCACGACUGGCUUCAAUGGCCAGGUCCAGGUUAUCAAGAGGGGCGAAACCGAAUGCUACGACUGCACGCCAAAAGCCGCGCCCAAGUCCUUCCCCGUAUGCACCAUCCGAAGCACACCCUCGCAACCCAUCCACUGCAUAGUAUGGGGCAAGUCAUAUCUGUUCGCCGAAAUCUUUGGCACCUCGGAAGACGAAGCGCCCGAACUAGAUCACAGCGAAGAUGCCGACAACGCAAGCGAAGUCGCGAACCUGCAGAAGGAGGCACAAGCGCUGAAGCGCAUUCGCGAUUCCAUGGGUUCCCAGGAUUUCCCGCGACUCGUAUUUGACAAAGUGUUCAAAGAGGACAUUGAGCGGUUACGGAGCAUGGAAGAUAUGUGGAAGACCAAACGGGCGCCAGAGGCGCUGGACUACGACGCGCUCAUGCAGGAGUCGCUGGGUGUGGGCACGGGAAUCGCGCAGCAAGACCAAGUCACAUGGAAUGUAGCCGAGAAUUUCGCCGUCUUCGUGGACAGUAUCAAGCGACUCAGCACCCGGCUGGAAGAGACGCGCGCAAAUGCCGACGUUGGCAAUGCGGCACCUAUCCUCAGCUUCGACAAGGACGAUGUGGACACGCUGGACUUUGUGGUUGCGAGUGCCAAUCUGCGCUCACACAUCUUCGGCAUCGAGAUGCGUUCCAAGUUUGACAUCAAGCAAAUGGCUGGCAACAUCAUCCCCGCCAUCGCGACAACAAACGCCAUGACGGCCAGUCUCUGCGUCUUACAAGCCUUCAAGGUCAUGCGCGAUCAGCUCGACAAAGCCAAGAUGGUCUUCCUCACCCGCAGCACCGAGCGCGUCAUUUCAAGCGAAUCACUCCGACCACCGAAUCCUCACUGUGCGACGUGUGGUGUAUGCUAUGCCACCCUGCACGUCGAUACACCGCGCGCGAAGCUAAGCGAUCUGAUCAACAUGGUCCUGAAGGAGAAGCUCGGCUACGGAGAAGAGUUCAGCGUCAAGCGCGAUUCAGAUAUACUCUAUGACAUGGACGAAGACAUUCAUCUCGACAAGACAUUUGAGGAACUCAACUUGAAGAACGACACCUUCCUCACGGUUUCUGACGACUCAGAAGAAGACGCAAAAGUCGAUCUAGUGCUCUGCAUCAUACACACAGAGUUUACCGAGAACGCGAAUCCGAUCAGGUUACCCGAUGAGAUCAAGAUUCCGACCAAACCCAAGGCACCUGCGCCGGAGACUAACGGUCAUGCGACUGUCAACGGCACCGCUACCAAUGGUGUCACAAAUGGAAGUACGAAUGGCGCUGCGAAGCGCACAGCCAGUCAAGCAGGUCUAGAGGACGACCUCGUCCGAAAGAAGGGCAAGGUCAUGGAGGAGUCGCAAAAGAAAGACGACAGCCACAUAACCAUUGAGGACGACAAGGACGGAGCAAUUGUCAUUGAUGACGACUGA